GUAAAUCAUUUUUAUUUUUUUAAUAAUUUUAUUGUCUGAAUAAACGUUGCAAUUUUUAAAAUCAUUAUUUUAUUCAUAUUGGAAGGACAUAAGAAAAAUAAUACUGUUAUCAUCAAAGACGAUUUAAACUAAAUGAUCUAUAGCUAAAUAUUGAAACUAGGUUAUUCAGCUACCAGCUUUGAAUUGUGAUAAUUCAUAAUUUAAUUUUUGUAAUUGUUGCUGAAGUUUUAAUAAAAUGGGAGUACCGAAAUUCUUUAGAUACACCAGUGAAAGGUAUCCGUGCCUUAAUGAGUUGGUUAAACAAUAUCAGAUACCCGAUUUUGACAAUAUGUAUUUGGAUAUGAAUGGAAUCAUACACAAUUGCUCCCAUCCAGAUGAUUCUAAUCCACAUUUUCGUAUCACUGAAGAAAAGAUAUUCAAAGAUAUCUUCCAUUAUAUUAGUAUUCUAUUCCAAAUAAUAAGGCCUAAAAAACUAUUCUUUAUGGCAAUUGAUGGUGUAGCUCCAAGAGCGAAAAUGAAUCAACAAAGAGGAAGAAGAUUUAGAUCAGCAAGGGAAGCUGAAAGCUUAGAAGAAAAAGCAAAAGCAAAAGGCGAGGUGUUACCUACUGAAAAAAGAUUUGAUAGCAACUGUAUCACACCGGGAACAGUUUUUAUGGCACGCUUACAUGAACAGCUCAAGUAUUUUGUUAAGGAUAAAAUCUCAAGUGAUCCAUUGUGGUCAGAUGUCAAAGUUAUAUUAUCUGGACAUGAGACCCCUGGUGAAGGAGAACAUAAGAUAAUGGAUUACAUUCGUUGGUCUCGCUCCCAGCCAGAUUAUAAUCCAAACACACGCCAUUGCCUCUAUGGUUUAGAUGCAGAUCUCAUAAUGCUGGGCAUGUGCACACAUGAACCACACUUUGCGUUGUUGAGAGAGGAAGUGAAAUUUGGAAGAACAACACAGCGCUCAGCAAGUCCUCAAGAAACAAAUUUCUAUCUUCUCCAUUUAUCAUUAUUAAGAGAAUACUUAGAGCAAGAAUUUAUAUCUAUUAGGGACAAGUUACCUUUCGAAUAUGAUAUAGAAAAAAUUGUUGAUGAUUGGGUGCUAAUGGGCUUCCUAGUUGGCAAUGAUUUUAUACCCCAUUUGCCAAAUAUGCAUAUCAGUAAUGAGGCAUUACCUCUUUUAUAUAGUACAUAUAUGACUGUUCUUCCAACCUUGGACGGGUAUAUAAAUGAAGCGGGAGAUCUGCAUUUAGCGAGAUUUGAGAUAUUUAUGCAGGAAUUGGCAAAAAUAGAUAAAGAGAAGUUUCAAGAUACAUAUGCAGAUCUCAAAUAUUUUGAAGCAAAGACUGGUAGAAGACCUAAUGCUAUGGAGAGAAAAGAGUAUAAACCGAACAAUGAUGAAACAUUUAAUGUAAAUGUAGAUGAUAUAAAGGCUAACAAACCUGAUGACGAAUUGCAAGCUCUUAUUAAUGCUACGCAAGAUAUGCUAAUGAAUGACGUGGAUGGAAUUGACUCAGACUAUGAAGAAACAAGUGAUGAGGAAGCGAAUAUCGAAAUGGAGUUUACAUUACACAAGAAGGACUAUUAUAUGAAUAAAUUGGACUAUUCUAAAGUAACAGAUGAAGUAUUAGCAGAUCAAGCAGAAGGUUACGUAAAAGCGAUACAGUGGAAUCUCUUCUACUACUACAAGGGUUGUCCGUCUUGGUGUUGGUACUAUCCACACCAUUACGCUCCAUACAUUUCAGAUAUAAAAGGAUUCAAGAAUCUUGAGAUAAAAUUCGAACUUGGUGAACCAUUCAAGCCUUUUGAACAACUUUUAGCGGUGUUGCCAGCAGCAAGCAAACAUUUACUGCCAACACCGUUUCAUGAUCUGAUGACAGAUGAAGAUUCUCCCAUCGUCCACUACUACCCAGUACUGUUUGAAACUGACCUCAAUGGCAAAAAGAACAGCUGGGAGGCUGUAGUUCUAAUACCGUUCAUUGAUGAGACAAACCUUCUAUCAGCAAUGGCUCCUUGCUAUCAGAGAUUAACAGAAGAGGAAUUGAAACGCAACACACACGGACCUAUGCUUGUAUAUACAAGGACUGCUGAAAACUUAGGUCUAGAAGUUGCACCAGAUUAUUUCUCACCCAUACUUGAGAAUCACGCGAAAGAAAUAGCGGUCUGGCGAAAUGAGCUCGAUGUUCCUGCCAGCGAGCUCAAGAGGGGAAUGUUGCCUAAUGUGGACAGAGAGUUGUUGUACCCCGGCUUCCCCACCAUGAGGCAUUUGAAAUACAAGACGAGUCUAAAGAAAUGCAAAGUAAAGGUUUUCGAUCAACCGUCUCGUAACGAGAGUAUGAUAGUGGAAAUAAUUCCAACCGAAACCACAGACCCGUUACUAGAAGAUGCUGCUCGGAAGCUCCUGGGCAAGAUCAUAUGGGUCGGCUGGCCGCAUCUCACACAGGCCAAAGUGAUAUCAGUAUCAAAUGAGAAGUUUCGUCUUCACCACAUCGACAAGCAGAACAACAACCUGGAUGGUGUAAACUUCUCCACAGAGCCCAAUGUUGGCAACUUGCACAAGCAGUGGAUAUCUGAGCGGUCAACUAUCAUUGAACACAACUUGAAUCGUCUCGGCAUAGAAUUGGGAGAAGUCAACGUUAUUGUUCACGCUUUAAAUUUGAAAGGCUACAAGUACGUGGUGGAAGACAACGUGAGCAUGGCGCUGGAGGAGCAGUGGUGCGAGGUGAGCUGCGGAUACGCGCUGCAGGCCACGGUGGCCACGCUGCCGGGAGCGCAGCGCCCGCCCGCCAGGUAUCUCACGCCGCAGCAGGCCUACCCGCCCGGUGACCACGUCUUCCUGCUGACGCCAGGACAGUACUACGGCUGUCGUGCCACCGUGGUGAGCGCGGACACGCUGCGCAGCGGGCGCAUCAAGGUGUGCGUGCGCGAGCAGCCCGAGCCGCGCCCGCGCGCGCAGCCCGCCGUCUGCGCCUACCGCGCCGCGCACCACGCCGCCGCCGCCUGCGGCAUAUCAACUCAGAUGAUGUCCCGCAUAACGGGUACUGUGCUGGUUGUCUUGGGCGAGCGAAACGACUUGCCUACUGAGGGGCAAAGCAAAGUCAACGUGGGGCUAAACCUUAAGUUUAAUAAAAAGAACCAAGAAGUGUCGGGAUACACGCGACGCUGCAAGCUAAACAACUCGUGGCUGUACACGGAGCGCUGCGUGAACCUCGUCAAAAACUACGCGCAGCAGUUCCCAGACCUCUUCGACAAGCUCGCCUACUCGCCCAACUGCGACGUGUACUUCGAGAGCGAUCUCUGGCCGCAGGAUGUCGGCAAGGACAAGCCGCAGGAAGUGGUGCAGUGGCUGAAGAGCCAGCCGCACGCGGGGGCGGCGCGGCGCGAGUGCGGCUCCGAGGCGCUGGAGCCCGAGGAGAUGCGCGCGCUGUGCGACGACCUGCAGCGACAGCUGCAGCUGCUCAGGGGACAGGAGAAGAACGUCACCUUGCACGUCAAGUGGAACCUGCUCUAUAAGGCGGAGCUGCAGCUGGGCAGCGCGGGCGCGGAGGCGGGCGCGUGCCGGCUGUACGACCGCGUGGUGUGCGUGGCGGGCGCGGCGGCGGGCGCGCGCGGCACCGUGGCGGCCGUGCUGCGCGCCGCCGCGCACAACACCGUGCGCCUGGCCGACCGCCUCAACGCGCAGCCCGCCUACCUCGUCAUGCUGGACGAGCCCUGCGCCGCCGCGCACGGGGACGACCUCUUCCCGGAGCCGCGCUUCUACAGGACGAUGCCGCACAACCUGCUCAACAUAUCGGCCGGACGGAAGCUGCGCGAGACGGUGAGCGAGACGGAGCCGUUCUCGUACAGCGCGCCCACGGUGCUGCGGCGCGACGGGCAGAACUCCGCCUUCGCUAGUUAUAGUCCUCCGAGAGAACUUAAGACUCCUGUCGCAGAGAAACGGACUAACGUAACGAACAACAAUAUGAGUAAUAGACCACCUCAGCCGCAAGAUAACGCUACAAAUCUUCUUAGAAGCUUGCUCAAAAUAAGCGAAAGUGAAACAGAAGCCAGCAAAAAGAACAAUAAGGCACAAACUCAUCAAGAACAGAACUCGAGUUGGCGCAUUAAAAACAACUAUCCAAGUACUUCCUCGCCGAAUAAACCACAGCAACAGAAUUGGCGUAAAGAUAACUCAUAUAAUCGACCUCAGCCUCAGCCGUACAAGGAGUGGACUAAGUCUUCGUACAAGCCGCCGUUCCCGAACUUCGUGCCGGAAAGCGUGUUCCCCGUGCACCUGCCGCCGCCCGCCUGGACGCAGCCGCCCGCCCCGCAGAACAUGAAAAAGAUCCCGACACCAAGUCAAUCCGUUUUCAAUGUUAGAGCUAUUCAGAGCACAAACAACGCGGAUAAAUUGAGCAACCCAUUCGUACCACUGCAAGUGCAGACGGGUCAACGGCCGCGCCGCGCGCCGGGUGCGAGCGGCUCGAGCGCGGGCCCCCCCGCGCCCCCCGCUCUGCUUCUCGCAGCGCCCGCCGCGCCCGCGGCAUCCUCCGCGCCCGCGGCGUCCUCCGCGCCCGCCGCGCCCGCCGCG
Molecule: messenger RNA, 4549 nt
Organism: Nymphalis io (European peacock)
Lineage: Eukaryota; Metazoa; Arthropoda; Insecta; Lepidoptera; Nymphalidae
Gene: pcm
Product: 5'-3' exoribonuclease 1
Exons: 31
Biological process (GO): rRNA catabolic process; nuclear-transcribed mRNA catabolic process
Cellular component (GO): nucleus
Molecular function (GO): 5'-3' RNA exonuclease activity; RNA binding
Source: RefSeq, a predicted model, not a curated record